Messenger RNA from Lepisosteus oculatus (spotted gar), 3253 nucleotides. It is a transcript of the gene reep2, whose product is annotated as receptor accessory protein 2. Lineage: Eukaryota; Metazoa; Chordata; Actinopteri; Semionotiformes; Lepisosteidae. The record is from RefSeq and is a predicted model, not a curated record. Gene Ontology annotation, cellular component: cytoplasmic microtubule; endoplasmic reticulum membrane. Gene Ontology annotation, molecular function: taste receptor binding; microtubule binding.
CUAUAAACAGUAAGAAAAUACCAGUAACGGCAAAUAGCAAAUGUUAGAUUACAAAUGUAUACUGUGUGUGGUGUAAAACGAUUGUUUAUAGUUUGAGCAUGAAACUAUAAACUGACAUUUUUAUAGAUACCAAGUCUUUUUAGCAAGGUGGGAAAGUAAAAUAUUUGAUAGAAAGAUACACACUUUGGAUGAAGUGUCUUUAGAUCGAGUGCAGAGUUUCUUAAAUCCAGUGUCCAGGCGAAAACGACGCAGGUUACGCAGGAUCUGCGGUGAUAGGAGCAUGAGCAUCAUUAUCUGUCGGCAAAAUCCAGCGCAAUGAGCCGCCCCUUUAACUGUGGAGGAGGUGGGCUAAUAUAAUUCUCUUCAGCGGACUCCACACAGAAUGCAGCAGAAUCCGUACCUUUAAAGUGUACCCCUGCUGUACGCUAAUACUGCUACCUGGGGGGAAGAAAUUAAAAAGGAAUAAACACCGUUUAUUCACCAAGAUGGUUUCCUGGAUCAUCUCUAGAUUAGUGGUCCUGGUGUUUGGGACCCUGUAUCCCGCCUACUCCUCCUACAAGGCAGUGAAGACCAAGAAUGUCAAAGAAUACGUGAAAUGGAUGAUGUACUGGAUAGUCUUUGCCUUCUUCACCACAGCAGAGACUCUCACUGACAUCAUUCUGUCCUGGUUCCCGUUUUAUUUUGAGCUGAAGAUCGCCUUUGUCAUCUGGCUGCUGUCUCCCUACACCAAGGGCUCCAGUGUGCUCUACCGCAAGUUUGUCCACCCCACACUGUCCAACAAGGAGAAGGAGAUCGAUGAGUACAUCACGCAGGCCCGGGACCGGAGCUACGAGACCAUGAUGCGGUUCGGAAAGAGGGGACUGAACCUGGCCGCUAAUGCAGCCGUGACAGCUGCCACCAAGGGUCAGGGCGUGCUGUCGGAGAAGCUGCGCAGCUUCAGCAUGCAGGACCUGACGCUCAUCCGGGACGAGGAAGACCUGCACCUGCGCAGCUCCGACCCCCGUCUGCGCAGCUCUGCAGCCAGCCUGCUGGACUCCAUCAGCGACUCGGGAGGGGGGGGCACCUCCCCCCGGGGCAAAGCCCGCGCCACGCCCACUGCAGCCGACGAGUCGCACGGCCACAAGCCCGAUGGGGACCAGUCAGAUGCCAGGACAGAGCAGUCCGACGAGGAUGCAGCAGAGAGGCCGCCGAAACGCACUGCGAGUGUCAAAGCAACCAAGAAACCUGCCGCGAAGACUGAGGCGCAAACUAAGACGGUGAAGAGGCAGCCGAAGAAGAAGGCCACGCCCGCAGGCAGCGGCAACGCAGAGACUGCGUGAGCCGAGCCCCUGCUGCCAGUCCACGCUGCCCCUGUGUCCGUCUGCCUGGCUUUCACCCGCACACACUCUUGCACUCUCAGACGCCCCCAGGACGCCCCGUUUAAGUUACCAACGCAGGUUUUAAUGGCAAAGCCGGCCCAGUUCCCAGUUGCUUUCCGCCUUUUUCCUUUUUGGGGGGGGGGGAUCGUCAUUGUAUUGCUUCCUCAAACGCUUUUCUCCGGAGCUCCGUGUUUUAUGGUUUGUGCCCAUCUGUGAUGGCGGCGGCCAUGCUUGACCCCCAAAACGACCUGUACAGCUGAGAGACAGGGGGGUCCCAAGGGGUGUGGCUGUCCCCCACUCUGUGGUCAUCUGAGAAAGGGCAAGAUGUGUGUGCCAGGGCUGCACGCAGGCCGCACCAGACGAGACAGCGCCCAGGGCGCCACGGGCCUUGUUAGGCUUUUAAUUCGAUUUCUUCAGUGUUUUGUCUUUCCUGAGGGGGUGGGGGGGGGGGAUAUUUUGGGAAUAGAGAGAGAAACUGGAACAAGGAAAGAGCGGUGUGGAGAUGGAGAGGGAGAUAACAAGUACAGGGGUCAGGACCCCAGGUUUGUGUGCCGAAUUCCUCACAGCCCCCACGCACACAAGAGUUUUGGGGUGCUAAGGAAGACAUUUUUAAGCUGGUGUAUUUAUUCUGAAACGAGGGAUCCACAGGCAGCAUGAGUCUGAAGUCCGAGCUGUGGAUUGUAGUGUUAGUGAAGGAUCCACACAAAUAAGUUUCUUUUAUCUUUGGUUUUGGCUUGUUGUAGCAUUAGGCUUAACUGCGGUCCUGUACCGCCUGCUUCGAGAGCAGGAUUUUACAAUCAGUCCUCACUGGGCUUUGAUGUGUCUGUGGAUCCGUCAUGUAAGCAGAAAUGCAAUUUCUAGAAAUCGCUCUAUAUAUAUUCUGUACUGUAAAUGUACAAAUAGGAACUGUAUUAAAUGUAUAUAACAUGUAUAUUAAGCGAUAUGUACUGUAUAUAAUGGAAUGGAUAUACGGUAUAUAUGAAACUGUGUAUUGCAGCCACUAACUAACUUUUAGGCCAAUAGGGGGCAGUAGUGAGUCCACUCUGAUUGCAAUUUAUUUAUUUAACCGGUUGUGUUUUUUUUACCUGCUUGUGAUUGGCACUGAGGUCAAGGGUCAGACUAAGCUUGGCGGGGGACCCCGGUGUUGGGGUCCUGUGUUUUGGGGGGUUUGAAAGCUGUUACCCGUGCAGCUGUCACUGCUGGCCCUGUCAGUAGGGACGUGACGGGGGGGUGUUGCUCUGUGGCGAGUGGGCCUGUCCCAUGACCUUUGUAAAAAAAACAAAUCCGUGCAGUUUCCUUUUGUGCGGUUAAUAUUAACCUGAAUAUCACAUUUUAGUAAACAGAUUGGCGAUUUUGGAGAAGCUGGGGUUUCCAGCCAGAGUGCUCAAUUAAACAAUUAACAUAGUUGUUUUAAUAACAGGCCUGCUCACCUGUGUGCCGAUCACAGCCACAGAGAGAACGCGGAUCCUAACGGAUCGAACCAAACCGACAUUUUAAGCACCUCAGGUUGAGCCUGUGGGCCGGGCUGUACUGUGAUCCGAACACCUGCAGAUCACAUACAGCUUUUCUCAUCAGCGUAGCCUCCGGCAGAACUGAGCCCCGCUCUCCCAGAACUGGAGCCUGGGCGCCGCGUCCCUGCAGACGUUUCGACUUCGCCGAGAGAGGGGCAGAAUCGUCCAGGAAGAGUUGGGAUGAUCCCGACUUUAGGGAACAGGGUCAGUGUGAUCUUUACAGUGCGUCUUGGAAGAACCAGCGCAGACGUGCCUGCAGCUGAGCCUCUGAACAACUGGCGGGGUCGAAACGUGAGGGGUCUUAACGAGAACCUGACAUUUUUAUUUGUGGAAGCGUCUUAAAUCUUUUUUUUUUCCAGAAUAAAUAUUUUGUGUUUUGAUGAA